UAGCUAGUUCAACCAAAAAGCUUCAUGGCAACUACUUCCACACAAUUCAUUCAAGAAUUCAUGAAGAAUUUCCAUUACUCAAGAAGACUACUUCAACAAUAUCACCCGGAGUCCACCAUGGUGCCACCUUCGGCUCCCGGAAUCAGCCACCUCAUCAACACAUUUGAUGCAAAUGUUAUUAUGGUCUUGUCUGUACUUAUUUGUUCGUUGAUUUGCUUACUUGUCUUGAAUUCCAUAAUAAAGUGUGCAUUUAGGUGCUCUACCCUAAUAUUGACAGACUCAAAGCUAGCGAAUACAGGGAUAAACAAGAAAGCCUUCAAGACAUUCCCAGUUGUAACAUACACUACUGAGUUGAAAAAUCCAGGGCUUGACUCUGAGUGUGUCAUUUGCUUAGCAGAGUUUCGAGAUGGAGAGAAAAUUAAGGUUCUGCCUAAGUGCAACCAUGGAUUCCACGUCAAGUGUAUCGAUAAAUGGCUCAAUUCUCACUCUUCUUGCCCUACCUGCAGGCAUUGCCUUAUUGAGACUUGCCAAAAAAUUGUUAAGAACGACAAUUCUGUUACUACAACUGCAAUUUCAUCGGCACCAGUUCAAGAAAUCAUUGAACCUCUUCAACGUGAAGGUGUGGUAUCUAGCGAUCAUAGUUAAUGAGAAAAAUUGCAGUAGAAUCUAGACCUUAGUUUGGUAUGUAGCAGCGCACAUGCUUAAUUAGAAGCAUAGCUUUUAGUUCAAUUGUUUCUUCUUCUUUGUUCUUGUUAAAAAAGUUUUAGCUAGGCUAGCAUGCCUGAGGCCAACGACAGUUUAGUCUUCUAACGAUUCAUUAAUAACAGUCUUGCAAGUGUAUAAAUUAAAUUUUGAUUCUCUUUCUUUAUCAAACUCAUGUUUUUCCUAU
Molecule: messenger RNA, 889 nt
Organism: Lycium ferocissimum
Lineage: Eukaryota; Viridiplantae; Streptophyta; Magnoliopsida; Solanales; Solanaceae
Product: RING-H2 finger protein ATL78-like
Exons: 1
Coding region: 25-645 (206 amino acids)
Biological process (GO): protein ubiquitination
Molecular function (GO): transferase activity
Source: RefSeq, a predicted model, not a curated record